GUUCGAUUGGUGGUGGUGCAGGUCCCACUGCAGAUAAAGAGCUGGAGUGGGAAGGAGCUUGGGCCACUUUUGUCAGUGGGGUCACUAGAACGGACAGAUGGAUGGUGAAUGGUUUAUGGUUCGCAUGUGAAUGUUUAUUUUCUGUCCUCUGUCCUCUGUCCUCGCGUCAAACAAGCCCUCCCUUCUCAACUGCAGGUCGGACGGAGCAGCAAUGAAAGUGAAGAUCAAGAAGUGGAACGCCGUGGCCACCUGGCGAUGGGACCUUCCUGAAGACGAUGUCUGUGGCAUUUGCCAGGUUCACUUCGACGGAACAUGUCCGACUUGCAAAUAUCCUGGAGAUGAUUGCAGCCUUUUGUCGGGCAAAUGUGGCCAUAACUUUCACAUGCAUUGCAUCUUGGAAUGGAUCAAACAAGAGUCGUCCAAGGGUCAGUGCCCUAUGUGCAGACAAAGAUUUGAGUGGACGCAACAACAGCCUGAACAGACGCCCCUAGACGCCGAAGAUGGCGAUUAGAGCCAGUGGAGCUCGUCAUCAUACGCGCAGUCAAGUAGACGAGGGUGGCGGGUGUCUUGUGAUAGGCGUACAGAGUGUGUCUGGCAUGGCGAACCUUGGACGUGUGGCUGCGUUUAUGGCUAUGGAGUUUUACAGGCGUGAUAUUUGGACAUCGAUACCCAGGAACAGCAGACGGCAUGGGGUCUCCCGUCUCAGGCGCCUAUCAAGAGCACUACCUGCUUUUAUGGUUUAUAAUCUAUUGUGAAGUCAGCAAACAUGCUUUGCCACUUGCAAGCUCUCCC
Phialemonium atrogriseum is the source of this 792-nucleotide messenger RNA. Its product is annotated as anaphase-promoting complex subunit 11 RING-H2 finger-domain-containing protein. The record is from RefSeq and is a predicted model, not a curated record. Gene Ontology annotation, biological process: protein ubiquitination; positive regulation of mitotic metaphase/anaphase transition; anaphase-promoting complex-dependent catabolic process. Bases 131 to 511 code for a protein of 126 amino acids. Gene Ontology annotation, cellular component: nucleus; anaphase-promoting complex. Gene Ontology annotation, molecular function: zinc ion binding; cullin family protein binding; ubiquitin protein ligase activity. NCBI's taxonomy places the organism in Eukaryota, Fungi, Ascomycota, Sordariomycetes, Cephalothecales, Cephalothecaceae. The transcript has 4 exons.